AUGAGGAAUAACUUGAUCAAAAUAUUUCAAUUAUUUACAAUUAUGGAAAUUUUCAUUUAUUUAAAUAUGUAUCAAACAGUAGUAUAUACUAAGCCGAUAGAAACAUAUGCAAAAGAUGAUGUGAACUUUUCAAAGCCAUGUCCUGAAGAAAACUACAGAUAUCAUAAUGCUACUGGAUAUUUUAUGUGCACUGUUGAAACAGCCAAAAAAUGCAUUGACUUAUGUCAACAAACAGGAUGCAAUGAUUUAUAUUUUAUGAGUGUGAUCCCUUCGAAAAAUGAUAAAAUCAAACGAAACUAUCGUUGUCGCUGUUUCCAGGAUUAUCACGUCUGCUUUUAUAAUCCAUUGCCAAGAUAUCAAAACAUUAAUUAG
Molecule: messenger RNA, 372 nt
Organism: Schistosoma margrebowiei
Lineage: Eukaryota; Metazoa; Platyhelminthes; Trematoda; Strigeidida; Schistosomatidae
Source: the annotation of a GenBank genome assembly